AUGGGACAGAUGGCCUUAUUUUUUCAGGGGGUGAUGGCCACAAAUUAUUUUUAUUAUUAUUUUCAGAUGCCCAAUUAUUACGUGCGGAAGUCAGUAGCCGUUCGCGGUACGUGGAGUGAAGAAGAUCUUAGAAGUGCAAUGGAAAGCGUACAAAGAGGGAACAUGUCAGUAUAUAGGGCUUCUAUUACUUACAAUAUACCUAGAAAAACAUUAGAGAGAAGAGUAAAACUGAAUAACGCUGUAAAGGGACUUAUGAUUAUAACUAUCGGUAUAAACUAUAUUCGCAACUAG
Molecule: messenger RNA, 291 nt
Organism: Spodoptera littoralis (African cotton leafworm)
Lineage: Eukaryota; Metazoa; Arthropoda; Insecta; Lepidoptera; Noctuidae
Source: the annotation of a GenBank genome assembly